AUGGACAGCUGCAGGCGCUUCCCAGUGACCAGUGGCUGCAGAACGUUCCUGGCUGAUGACCCGGCCUCGGGCGUGCACCUCGGCGUGGAAGGUGGGAUACUCUGCCAGCUACUCCGUUCUCCAGAUUACAACCUUUUCCCCAAGUCGGCAGUGUUUGAAAGUAAUUUCAUCCAGGUGACGAAGCAGGGGAACUGGGUGGAUAUCCACAAUGCCCCCACACUGGUGACCCUGGGGGUGACGUCCUCGGAUCCCUGCCUGCCCCUCCCCAACGUGCUCCUGAUCGCAAUGCUGGGAGAAAGCCCCCCCGGGAGGCCAGGCCAGCCCCAGGAACCCUCCAUGGCCCUUAGCAGGCUCCUCCCGCUGAGGUACGUCAGACUGUCGGUCCAGGACAGCGGCCGGCGCCUGCUGCGCGUGCAGGUGGUGACGGGGAAGGUUUAUUACCUGCGGCUGCACCAGGCGCACCCUGCUGCCGUGUUCACGCUCUGGAGCCGGCUGGCGGACAUCCUGCAGCGGGGGCUCUCCAUCACCACCAAGGACCCCUCCAUCCACGUCCCGCACAGCCUGGUGCUCAGCAUGGGCAGCUCCUCCACCAGCUCCCCUGCACAGCUGGUGCCUGAUUCCCAGCCGCCCUCGGGAGCCAGUCGCAGCGUGGUGGCAAGGAUGGGCAAGCGAUUGUCAGGGCCACUCUCCCAUCUCUCAGGAGCAGCCCUGGGGAAAAUGGAGAAAGACGGCUCGGUCCAGAGAAGACUCUUCUCCUGGAAUCUUACGGCUCAGAGCAAAUCUCCUGCCAGGGAAGAGGAAUCGGGUGCCCCAGGUUGGUCAGGAGGUAAGAAGUUCCCCCACUUCAGCCCUUUCUCCCAGGAGCGGGGCAGGUCAUGCAGGGACGAAGCUUGA
Molecule: messenger RNA, 894 nt
Organism: Emys orbicularis (European pond turtle)
Lineage: Eukaryota; Metazoa; Chordata; Testudines; Emydidae
Gene: GARIN1A
Product: golgi associated RAB2 interactor 1A
Exons: 5
Coding region: 1-894 (297 amino acids)
Cellular component (GO): nucleus
Source: RefSeq, a predicted model, not a curated record